Molecule: messenger RNA, 384 nt
Organism: Callithrix jacchus (white-tufted-ear marmoset)
Lineage: Eukaryota; Metazoa; Chordata; Mammalia; Primates; Cebidae
Product: KRAB domain-containing protein 5-like
Biological process (GO): regulation of DNA-templated transcription
Source: RefSeq, a predicted model, not a curated record
AUGUACUGUGAAGCCGCCAAUCACUGUUGCAAGGUGGCCUCUGCCUGGGACCCCCGGAAGCUGCUCCUGUACCCUCUUGGUCUCCUGACUGAAGCUGGAGCAGCCGAGGCCACCUGCACGUGGAGUGGAGCUCUCCCCUCCUGCUGGGGAGAGUUGACAUUCAGGGAUGUGGCCAUAGAAUUCUGUCAAGAGGAGUGGGAAUGCCUGGAUUAUUCUCGGCAGCAUUUGUAUAGGAACGUGAUGUUAGAGAACUACAGAAACCUGCUGUUCCUAGGUCUUGGUGGCUCUAAGCCAGACUUAAUUAUUUAUCUGGAGCAAGAAAAAAAGCCCUGGAAUGUAAAGAGACAGGAGACAGUAGCCAAACACCCAGGUAGGUGGGAGUGA